This is a messenger RNA of Physeter macrocephalus (sperm whale), 702 nucleotides long. RefSeq names its product leucine-rich repeat-containing protein 37A3-like. NCBI's taxonomy places the organism in Eukaryota, Metazoa, Chordata, Mammalia, Artiodactyla, Physeteridae. The transcript has a single exon. The annotation marks the transcript as partial. The record is from RefSeq and is a predicted model, not a curated record.
AUGUCACUGUUAAAACCUGUGGAACUUGCACUUAUCGUAACUCCAGCAUUCACUAAUGAGGUUGAAACUUCUCCACCCCAACAAGAAACCUUGGCUCCGUUUACAGUGUCCCCUGAGCAGUUGGAAAUUUUGUCGGUCCAGCAAGAGGUUUCAGAUCAGCAUCCAACCCCCUCUGAAAAUGUUGAACCUUCUCCAAUACAGCAGGGAGCCCCCACUCAACCAACAUACUUCGAGGUUACAUUUCCAAAUCCAGAGCAAGUUCAGGCUCAGCAUCCAACCUUGACUGAGGUCACAAUUCAACCUUUGGACCUUGAACUGACCAUAAGGCCAGAACCCACUAAGGAAGGUGAACCUUCUCCAUCCAUGCAGGAGACCUUAACCCAGCCUCCAGAACCACCUAAGGAGGUUUUUGUAGCUCAGCCUCCACUAUAUCAGAACCCAAUAGUUCCAACACCAGUUCAGGAUCACACUGAGCCUCCAACAUCACCCAGUGUCAGAGUUCAACCUUUAGACCAGGGACUUACCACAACUCCAGAACCUACUAUGGAGGCUGAACAUUCCACACCCCUGCAGGAGGCUAUAGUUCCUCCAACACACCCCGAGGUGACACUUCCUAAUCCAGAGCAAGUUCAGGCUCAGCAUCCAACCUUGACUGAGGUCACAAUUCAACCUUUGGACCUUGAACUGACCAUAAGGCCAGAA